Micropterus dolomieu (smallmouth bass) is the source of this 5067-nucleotide messenger RNA. RefSeq names its product cyclin Y-like 1 (gene ccnyl1). Bases 803 to 1867 code for a protein of 354 amino acids. The transcript is spliced from 10 exons. Gene Ontology annotation, cellular component: plasma membrane. The record is from RefSeq and is a predicted model, not a curated record. Gene Ontology annotation, molecular function: protein kinase binding; cyclin-dependent protein serine/threonine kinase activator activity. NCBI's taxonomy places the organism in Eukaryota, Metazoa, Chordata, Actinopteri, Centrarchiformes, Centrarchidae. Gene Ontology annotation, biological process: regulation of cyclin-dependent protein serine/threonine kinase activity; regulation of canonical Wnt signaling pathway.
GGAGCUCCGGUAACAGAUGGCGGCGGUGGCGGGGAGUAAGUAGCAUCCAGCAGAAAUCUGACGGGGCAGUCCGGACCAGCUACCAGAGUUUGUUUUCUACUGAGGAAUCUGCACAAGACCUAGUCGAUCUGACCUCAUUGAGAAUUUAUUUUGUCUACAAUCUUGGAUUUUUUUCUUUUUACGUUGUCUUUUUUCCACUGUAGGCCACAAAAGCCUCGGGCUAGAUUUGGCUACAUACCGAUCCGAGUGCAAGGAGACAUCUGUGGGAUUGUUUGGAAAGUCUCAUGAAAUUUUUAUGCCAUAAUUGAGUGGUUUGAAGUAGUAACGUGUUUAUUUUGUAGAGUCAGUAGUGUUUUCACGAUAGCAAAAAUCUGUUAAUGUGGAGUAGGAAAAAAGUUAAUGAUACAAGCUAACUGGCUAGCUUGCUAAAAUGCUAGUUAGCUACCAAGCAGCGGAACUUUAGCAUGUUGAAUGAAUGAAUGAAUUGGCGACCACUUGCAUUUAACUAACAGCUUGUUAUUGGAAGAACACGUCUAAUAUAACAUAAGACGGCGCUGGUUGAGCCUGUCUGGCUAACUCUUCUUCUGUUACACUAACUUGCAUACCCACAAAUGGACAGGAAUGCGAUUCCUGGGAGUUGGUGGACAGCGGCGGUUUAGCACGCAAAGAUAGUGUUGUGCUAAUACCGACUAUAGCCCGGUAAUGUGUAUGAGACUGGGGGAAGUUAACUUUAGCUAGCUACAAAUAUUUGCGCUACCCAGGACUUGGCUGCAAUAGUGUGAACCUUAUACCCGGUUCGGGAAUGGGGAAUACGGUGUCAUGCUGCGUCUCUCCAGAGUCGAGCCCCAAACUACCGUCAAGACAACCGGCAGAGCGGCUGGAGGAGUUCCAGACCAGCACCGAAGUGAGCGAUGAUAACACCGUGCCCUACCUGCAGCAUAUAAGCGACAGAGAGGUCCCAGAUGAGCUGGCUGUGGAGUCUAACCCGUCAGACCACGCCCGAGCGAGCACCAUCUUCCUUAGCAAGUCCCAGACAGACGUACGAGACAAGAGGAAAAGCAACCACAUAAAUCACAUCAGUCAUGUGUCCCCUGGUCCACUGUCUAAGAAAUACAGCUCCUGUUCCACAAUCUUCAUAGACGACAACACCGUCAGCCAGCCAAACCUCAAAAGCACAAUCAAAUGUGUCACAUUAGCAAUAUACUACCACAUCAAAAACAGGGACUCAGACAGGUCACUGGAUAUCUUUGAUGAGAAGUUGCACCCCUUAUCAACGUGUGUGUCUGUUUGUCCCAAACAGAGAGAGCCAGUGCCAGAUGACUACUCCCGAGUAGACCCAGAACACAAACUGAUCUACCGUUUCGUCAGAACGCUCUUCAGUGCCGCACAGCUCACUGCAGAAUGUGCCAUUGUCACUCUAGUGUACUUGGAGCGCCUGCUGACCUACGCUGAGCUGGAUAUCUGUCCCGCCAACUGGAAGCGCAUCGUCCUGGGAGCCAUCUUGUUGGCUUCCAAAGUCUGGGAUGACCAGGCUGUGUGGAAUGUUGACUACUGCCAGAUCCUGAAAGACAUCACUGUGGAGGACAUGAAUGAGAUGGAGCGCCACUUCCUGGAACUUCUCCAGUUUAAUAUCAACGUGCCAGCCAGUGUCUAUGCCAAGUACUACUUCGAUCUGCGGCAGCUGGCUGACGACAACAACCUCAACUUCCCUCUGGAGCCUCUCAACAACCAACGCGCCCAGAAACUAGAGGCCAUUUCAAGAUUAUGUGAGGACAAGUACAAGGACCUGAGCCGAGCAGCGAUGAGACGAUCCUUCAGCGCAGACAACCUGAUAGGUAUACGACACUCCAACGCUGUGCUGUCAUAGGUCAGACCGCUGCCCUCUGAUUUCCAAAGCCCAGCUGACCCACAGCCAGCCCCGGACAAACAUAGCCACCUCACAGGGUCAACACAGUCACAUCAGGCAGGAUUCAGCCUUGAAAUGGUUGAAACGGUAUGACAUGCCCAAACGGUAAUCUGCAUUACGGCUGCGUGAUUGUCAAAUUAAACUUGAAAUUGGGGUGUUAACCUAAAACCUUGCCACACAACUGUUGUUUUUAUAAAUCCCUUAUUUAUUUUUUACUUGUCCCUUAUUUCUAAGAGAAAGUGUUAAGUGGAAAUUGCUCUUCCGUACUCAUCUCUGUCUUUGGAUUGUCAUUAAAAUGUAAUUUCUGCAAAAGUAUCAGAAUUAUUCCAUGCAGCCUUUAAAAGAUGAGGCUGAUGUUAUUCUAUAUUUUAGUUGUCACCAAAUCCAAUGACGAGACCAAGACCAGCAAUGUGUUAGUUUUUCUCUCUGUACUUUCUGACUUCCACACCCAGUCUGUGACAAGCAGGCCAUUGGUUUGUACUGAAGACACAAAUAUUUAAUGUGUCACAAUUGUACAGUAGACUUUAAGUCCUAAAAUGGCGCAGUCAUUUCCUAAAACAGCUACCACUAUAACAUCUAUCAAACAUUGACUCAAACAGGAUGGUGCAUUUGUUGGGGACUGUUUCUUGCUGUGGAUUAAUACACAUUUGGUGCUUCAAGUCAGUAUUUACUGCAGCAGGAUGGUGUAUGUGGGACUGACUCAAAGUAAACCGUGUACAGGGCACUACUACUGCUAUCAGACUGUGGAUACACGGACAGUACUUAGUCAGAUCUAUUUAUUGUUGGUUUUGGGCUUUUCGUGGGAUUUGUUGACAGUAAGAAAGUAUACAAUAUCACCAGACAUAAUUUAAUUGGCAACACAAAAGCUGUUCCUUUUGUAAAUUAGAUUUAAUACCAGAAGUUACCUUUUGAGUGUGUAAAAAGAGACUUGUUUACUGUUUAUUCCAGUGGUGUUGGAUUGUAUUUCAAUAAAUUAUCUACACAUUUGGAUGGAGCAUGUCAAAGAUGACAAAGUAUUAAACUAUGAAUAUUCCACAGGAGCUGGCCAAAGUAAGCAAACCUUCAGUCAGUUGUUGUAGUGUUUCUGGGAGUCAGGAGUGCCAAUGUGGGGUCAGAUUCAUUUUUCAGAUACACUUGGUCAAAAAAGGAGCGAUUUACAGAUUCUGGAUCAGUGCUGCUACCGAGUGGCUUGUUAUAGCAGUUAGGUUGACAUAAUGCAUAAAUGUAGGUUGGAUCCACACUGUCCGGCCAGAGUAUUAUGCCCCUCAAAUCCUGUCAUCCAUACCCCACCUCAGAGAGCCCCAUCAACAGAUUACCAAACCCAUGCUUGUCCCAGGCCCCCAACCAGAACUUCUGAACAAUACAUAGAUAUUGAGGGGGGGAAAAGAGACUGAUGGAUACUCCCCUCCUUUUUGCUUACUAUGUAGGCUACUAGCUGUGAAAUUUGUCUUGUUUUUAAUUAAAAAAAAAAAACAAACAUUUGCAGAUGGAUUAUUUUAAAUAAACACUAAUCAUGUAACAAAGAAAUGUUGUGUUAAUUGUAUUAAUAAUUAAAAAUGUGCUGGUGGUGUUGUGAGUGUACAGCUUGCUGUGCUUGUUUAACUAGUACAACCAGUCUGAGUUGUAAGGUUUCUUGUGAUGUGCUAUAGCGGCGGAGGCACAUCUCACCUAAAACAAUGAUCCUCUCCUCCGAAAUCAUAAAAAAGUGGAUAUACUCUUAUGAAAUACAGUAUCUCACAAAAGUAAGUACACCCCUCACAUGGUUGUAAAUAUUUCAUUAUCUUUUCAUGUGACAACACUGAAGAAAUGACACUUUGUUACAAAGUAGUGAGUGUACUCGCUUGUAUAACAGUGUAAAUGUCCUGUCCCCUCAAAAUAUCAUCAACAUCACACAGCCAGUAAUGUCUAUACCACUGGCAACGAAAGUGAGCACACCCCUAAGUGAAAAUGUAAUUUCUUCAGUGUGGUUGCAUGAAAAGAUAUAAUCAAAUAUUUGCUAAAAUGUGACAGGUGUACUCACUUUUGUGAGACACUGUAUAACAUUUAGCCUUUACCAGCGGUGCUAUUUCAUAUAGAGAGAGCCAUUAAAUUUGGUACAGCUAUCUUUUAGGCCAUCAUCCUCUAACUAAAUGAUUAUAAGACGAGGAUCGGGAUCACUUACCACCUCGGCUAAACGAUUUCCUUGAUGAGUUGUAAGUAUUAGCCUUUUAUUAUUUUGAAGAGGUACUUUUAUGAUUCAAACUGUUAGUCACUUAUUAACAAUGUUUUGGUCCUUAGACCUUCAGGUAACUUUGUCAGAUGGCUUCUGACACCAUGUAUACAGCAUAUAAACAGUAUAGUGCUGUUAAGUAAAGGAAGUGCAAGUGACAAGUAACCCAAUGUCAUUUUCAGGUGUAACUACAUGUUUGCAUCCUGAGCCAGCGGUUUAGUUUCUACGUAGUUGUUUUAUUUAAUGACAUUACAGUAAUAACUUACCAUUUGUUGGCAUAUUCAAAUGUCUUUGUAAUUUUAGUAUUGUAACAUUAAUCAGAUGCUAAUGAAGCUUUAAUUGGUGGUCACAUUAGAGAAAUGCUUCCCCUGCUGUAGCUGAGAUCUUUCCCAUGUCAAAUGAGUUGGCCGCAAAUUCUGAUCACAUUAAUGUUUCACACCCCUGUAAAAUCUUGUCUGUGUGUGUAACCUUACUGUAAUACAGCUAAUGUCUUUAAAGUUCUAGUGGUGCUGCAGUCAACAAACCACGGGACAGUUCUGAUACAGUCUGAAAUAAUGUUGGAUAUGCUGUGAGACAAAAUUAGUUUGUUUAAUUCCAAAGAUUGUGCCAUCCUGUUUAUAUACGAUGAUAUGUCUCCCUUUUUAUAUCUCUGGUUGCAUUAAGUGACUGUGGGUAAUGUUAGUCUGUGAGCAGGAGUUUUGUAUGACGAUGUUGGAUUUUUGCAUCAAUGUGAUGAUGUAACGUGAUUUGGAAGGUAUUUAAUUUGCUGGAUUAGCCAAAACACAAUGGUACAGUUACAGAUGAUGGCUAUGGAAAUCAAUUUCACCUUCAACCUAUUUUAUUUGAGUGUCCCAAUUCAGAAUGUAACGGAUGCAGCUCUCAUAUAAUUUACGCUACAUAUACUACUAUUUGAGGGGGAAAGGAAGAAAAUAAAAUAACCGGUCAGUGAUGA